This is a messenger RNA of Gaeumannomyces tritici R3-111a-1, 1225 nucleotides long. RefSeq lists its product as hypothetical. The record is from RefSeq and is a predicted model, not a curated record. The coding region runs from base 152 to 1225 and encodes 357 amino acids. The transcript has a single exon. Lineage: Eukaryota; Fungi; Ascomycota; Sordariomycetes; Magnaporthales; Magnaporthaceae.
GCUGAUUCCAGACCGCAUCAAUGGAGCAUCUCUUGGCUUGACACCGAAUCCCGCCCCUCAUGAGGGUACCUAUCUAACGACGUCCGCCCUGUCGAGGCUGGAAGAGUCUCCGGGACAUGUGACACUAGACAAGCGAAUCUCACGAGCGAAAAUGGCCUCACACCCAAACUGGGGCCGGCACACCACGGGCACAGAGGUUGGACAGGCCUUUGACGCUGCCAUCAGGGGCAAGAAUGUCGUCGUCACCGGCGUGUCGCCAGCGGGCAUCGGCGCCACAACCGCACUGGCCAUCGCGGCACAUGGCCCCGGACACCUGAUCCUGGCAUCCCGGACCCGGGAGAAGCUCGAGGAAGUCCUCGCCGACAUCAACCAGAAGUACCCCUCGGUGAACGUCUCGCACGUCCUGCUAGACCUGGGCUCCCUUGACUCGGUCCGGGACGCGUCCUCCCAGAUCGAGGCCCGCGUCGGCGGCAAGCUCCACGUCCUGAUCAACAACGCCGGCGUCAACGACGUCUCCCGGAAUGCCAAGCCCGCCCUGGACGGAACGCUGGUCGACAGACAGUUCUUCGUGAACCAUCUCGGCCCGUUCCUGCUCACUUCUCUGCUCCUACCCUUGCUGAAAAACGCAGCUACCGCCGAGGGCACCCCCAAAGGCUCGGUCCGUGUCGUCAACGUCAGCAGCCACGGCCACCGGCUGUCGCCGAUCCGCUUCUCGGACCUCGCGCUCCAGAAGCCGGCGGCCGACGAGUCCGUCCCGGAGGCGGAGCGGCCCCCCGCGACGGCCGCGCCGUUCCUGACCCGCAUCACCGACCCGGAGGGCGCGUACCCCGGCUUCGUGGGCUACGGCCAGAGCAAGUGCGCCAACGUGCUGCACGCGUCGGAGCUGAGCCGGCGGCUCUUCAAGGACGUCGGGAUCCUCGCGCUGUCGGUCCACCCGGGCUCCAUCGAGACGGAGCUCAGCCGGUCGCUGGACGAAAAGGCCAGGGAGGACAUGCGCAACACUGCGCCUAAGCACCUGUGGAAGAGCCUGGAUGCGGGCGCGUCCACGACGCUCGUCGCCGCGUUCGACCCGGCCCUCGCGGGGCUGGAUGUCGGCGGCGAGGUGUUGGGCUACCUGGCCGACUGCCAGAUAGCUGACGAGCUGGCGGCGCCGCAUGCCAAGGACAAGGAGGCGGGGAGGAGAUUGUGGGAGAUGAGCACGAAGAUGUUAGGUAUCCAGGCCUAA